CAAGGUUCUGAGCCUUGCUAACACUUAUUUCUUCCAAAUAAUAACACAAACGUUGACAGCACGAACGACAACAAUUUUAACCGGAGGAAUAUAACCUACGCGCCACUUUUAAUUUAUUUGAGAUGAUCUCACAAUUUUUAUCGAAUGCAGUUCGAACUGUUCGAGUUCUUGCAACGCACAAUGCACCCAUAACAUCAACAUUGUCGGUCAUAUCAACCAUCACACGUCGAACCGUUUAUUCGAACCCUUUCCAAAACCAAAUACGACUGCCACCCGAUGUACGUAAAUCCGUCGAAAAAAUAAUGGGACCGAGGCCGAAACAACCACUUUCACCAUAUUUUCGUUUCAUGCUACAAAUACGGCCGCAGGUCAUAGCCGAAAAUCCGCAUCUGAAGAGGAAUAAAUUGCACACGAUAUUCAGCGAGAAAUGGAAGUCAUUGGAUGCUGACCAAAAGGCGAUUUUCUCUGCAGAGUACAGAAAUGGUAUGAGCAAAUACUUGAAAGAAAUUUGGGAAUACAAUCGCAAAAUGAGUGAGAAUGACUUCAAACAGAUGCAAAAGGAACUGCAGGACACUGCUGAUAAGAAACAGAUAAAAUUGUACCGGGAAGAAGCUCGAAAAUUAAAUAAACCAAAAAGGCCGGUGACUGCGUUUUUGAAGUUUUUUCAAUCGCAAACCGAUCGUCCGCCAGGCAGAACCUACAGGGAACACAUGCAACAAAUGUCACUGAAGUGGAGGUCCUUGAGCGAGAACGAACGGAGUAAAUACAAAACCAAACCUGAUGAAUUGGACAAAUACAAGAAAGCGAUGCGAACAUGGGAAGGAGAAAUAGGGAAAAUGAUUACAGAUAAAGAUGGCAAUGAAAAUGUACGGUAAGAAGAGGAAAUGAUAGUGACACAUGGCUGUGAGAUAUAUUCAGCAUACUAACAUCAUCACUUUGCUAUGUAUCGUCUGCUGUUCCGUCUAACAAAUCCAAAGUGUAAUUCUCUUACAGAACUUAUUAACGAAAAUAUUAAGUGAAAUCCAAAAACUA
This is a messenger RNA of Bradysia coprophila, 1032 nucleotides long. RefSeq names its product transcription factor A, mitochondrial-like. The record is from RefSeq and is a predicted model, not a curated record. Gene Ontology annotation, biological process: regulation of transcription by RNA polymerase II. NCBI's taxonomy places the organism in Eukaryota, Metazoa, Arthropoda, Insecta, Diptera, Sciaridae.